Dictyostelium purpureum is the source of this 1248-nucleotide messenger RNA. RefSeq lists its product as uncharacterized. Gene Ontology annotation, molecular function: signaling receptor activity; D-mannose binding. Lineage: Eukaryota; Evosea; Eumycetozoa; Dictyosteliales; Dictyosteliaceae. The transcript has 2 exons. The record is from RefSeq and is a predicted model, not a curated record. Gene Ontology annotation, biological process: lysosomal transport. The coding region runs from base 18 to 1172 and encodes 384 amino acids.
GAACAAUAUAUCUAAAGAUGUGUGUAAAUAAACUUUUGCUAUAUUUUUCAAUAUUAUUAGGUGUUACCUAUAUAACCCUCGGUCAAAAAUGUAGUGUUACCAUUGAAGGCUACCAUUUUGAUUUAUCAAAAUUAAUAAGAACCGAUCAAGAUUAUAAAGUUAAUGGUGAUAACGGUGAUGUUUAUUAUUUCAAUAUUUGCAAUAAUACAGUUGGGGAUAAUCCAUGUGGUAAUGAUAUGGUUGCAUAUAAAUAUGACGCUAAAACAAAGAGCUGCUAUGGCUUAGGUUCAAAUAGAGAGUAUUACUCUAUACAUAAUGCUGGUAAAACUGGUCCAAGUGUAAUUGUAUCCUAUAGAGGUGGUGACAAAAUUCCAAAUAACCCUAGAUCAAGAUACGAAUUAUCAUAUGUCUUCCAUUGCGAUCCCAGUGCCGGUGAUGGGCAACCAGAGGUUCAAAGUCCAAAUGAAUAUGGUUUAGUAGCUGUUCAUUGGAGAUCAAAGUAUGGUUGCUUGGCAGCUUAUUCUCAACUUAUCAUCAAUAGAGACCAAAAUGAUUUUGCCUAUAUAAAUGACUAUGUAAACAAUAAAAACAUUAAUAUUCAAAAUGAUGAAGGUGAAAUCAAGGAAAAGGGAAAUAAAGAUGCAAAUAACAAUGAAAACAAAUAUAACGAACAAAAUAAGCUAAAUGAUUAUCAACAACAUGAAAAUAACCAAAAUGAUGACCAACAAAAUGAUGAUCAACAUGAUAACAACCAAAACGAUGACCAACAAAAUGAAGACCAACAACAAAAUGAUGAUCAACAACAAAAUGAUGAACGACACAAUAGUUAUCAAAAUGAAGGCCAACAAAAUGAAGAUCAACAAAUAAUAUUAGAUGAAGGAAAUCACCAACUACAAGAACCAAAAAAAGGAUAUAAUGAAAAGGACAAUCCCUACUCACCAGCAUUCUUUGAUAGGGUCGUAGCUGAUAACAAGGUAUUGGAUAAAAUCAAUAUAAAGGAUAAUAAAUUCAAGAGACCUGGAAUGAUAGCCAAAAACGAUGAAGAAGAUAAGGAAGAUUACUUGCAAUAUUUACAAAAGACAUAUAAAACACAAAAUCAAUUUACUCCACCAAGACAAAAUGAAAAAAAUCAACAAGUUUACCACAAAAAUGAUGAAAAAAAUUACCCAUAGACAAAAAAGAUACAAAUAAAUUAUUUUUAUAAUUUAUUUUUUUAUAAUUUUAAAUAAAAAAAAAUAUAAUAAUUUG